AUGGCAGAUGCGAAGGAAACAAUCUUCCUCGUCAUCUUCUUCUUCUUCUCCAGCUCCACCUACACUCCACCACCACCAACAACAACACACACAAAUUCAACAUUCUCCGUCUCCGCUCGCCUCCGCUCGACACGCCUCUCCUCGGCUUCUCCUCGUUCGCUGCCCUAUCGUCCGCGCGAUCAUCUUGAGAGUCUAUUCCUCAAGCACGGAUACCCCACUCCCGUCUCUCUCUCCUCCUUGCGAGACUUAACGGCCACUUCAUCCGCUUAUAACCCACCUUCCCCCUCCCUUUCGCCUUCUCCACCCCCUCGUCGUUACCGUCCGCACUACUCCCGACGCUCCGAUCCCCCAAUAGACGCCUUUGAGUCUCUAUCUCUAUCCUCUUCGUCAACUCGUCCCAUUCCAAUCCCCCGCCGCCGAGGUUCACUCUACGAGGACGAUCUCCCCGUCACCCCGCUCACUGGCCGUUUCGAUAAACACUCCUACUUCGAAGAUUGGGAGCGUGCCUCGUCAUCCGCAAAGUCCAGACAGCUCUCUACUUCCCGAUCAGGUUAUCGUUCUCGAUAUCCAAGAAUGAGAUCCGAUCAUUCACCCUUCGUCUCACCAGUUGGCUCCCCUGUCAUGUCUCCACGACGCCCCAGCUCCCCACAGCCCUCGCGCUCUCGCACUCAAAAUCCCGCCAAGUCCAUGCCAGGUUUUCAUCUCGGCAACCUGCCUCGCUUCCACCCCGCCGUCUAUCAGUCUUCUCCUUCCGGCCACAACGUUGUCGGUCAGCCUCCGUCCCCUCGCCAAACGCGGCAACACAACUACCGGCCCUCAACAAGUUCCCGCGAUAUGAAAUGGCAAUAUCGUGAUCUUCUUGACGGCUCCCACCAGAGCCCUGACGCUCCCCGUCUUGACCCUCUCCUCAGCCCGGGUCCCGUCACGCCCUUGGCUCUUGAAGCCAAUGACUACCUCGCAGCCGGGUCCUCCGGUGCAGCAGACCAACGCACCCCUCGAGAAAAUUCAAAGCCACAGUCCGGACCUACACCGGAUAUGAUUGAUAAACUGAUCGCCCGCGAGAAUGAAAAGGCUCGUAAACGCAAAGCGGCCUUCAGUCGGUGA
Penicillium manginii is the source of this 1104-nucleotide messenger RNA. RefSeq lists its product as uncharacterized. NCBI's taxonomy places the organism in Eukaryota, Fungi, Ascomycota, Eurotiomycetes, Eurotiales, Aspergillaceae. The record is from RefSeq and is a predicted model, not a curated record. The coding region runs from base 1 to 1104 and encodes 367 amino acids. The transcript has 3 exons.